UCCCAUUUCCCUUUCAUAUGCCCUCUCGUUCACGAUGAGCAAGAGAACCUGGAACUAGGACGUUGACUUAACAAAAUGCAAGAAAAUCUGGAACUGGGACAUUGACAAUUUGGCAUUGACUUACUAGCAGUGGAGCCUGGAGUCUACAACAAGACUUGACGGGCAGAGAAUGAAGAUAUUGGUGACCGGUGCAUCCGGUUACCUUGGGGGAAGGCUCUGUCAUGCCUUGCUCCGACAAGGUUACUCCGUCAGGGUCCUCGUCAGACCCACCAGCGAUCUCUCCGCCCUUCCUCCCUCUCUCGAUAUCAUCUACGGCGACAUCACCGACUACGCCUCUCUCCUCGCCGCAUGCUCCGCCUGCUCCGUCGUCUUCCACCUCGCCGCUCUCGUCGAGCCCUGGCUUCCCGAUCCCUCUAAAUUCUUCUCCGUUAAUGUUGGUGGAUUGAAGAAUGUGUUGGAGGCGGUGAAGGAGACCAAGACAGUGGAGAAACUCAUAUAUACGUCGUCGUUUUUCGCUCUAGGACCAACUGAUGGAGACAUUGCCGAUGAGAAUAAAGUUCAUCAUGAGAAAUUUUUUUGCACGGAAUAUGAGAAAUCAAAGGUUGCUGCUGAUAAGAUUGCGGUGCAAGCUGCGUCCGAGGGUGUGCCAAUAGUGUUGCUUUAUCCUGGGGUAAUCUAUGGGCCUGGCAAGGUCACUGCAGGAAACAUUGUUGCAAAAAUGAUUGUAGAACGCUUUAGUGGUCGAUUACCUGGUUACAUAGGCGAUGGAAAUGAUAAAUUCUCCUUCAGCCAUGUUGAUGAUGUGGUGGAAGGACACAUUGCAGCAAUGGAAAAAGGACAACCAGGGAAUAGGUAUCUACUAACGGGUGAAAAUGCAUCGUUCAAGCAUAUUUUUGAUAUGGCUGCUGUGAUUACUGAUACUAAAAAACCAAUACUUAGCAUCCCUUUGUGGGUGAUUGAAGCAUAUGGGUGGCUGUCAGUUUUAUUCUCUCUAAUCACUGGAAAGCUACCCCUGAUCAGUCCACCAAUCCAAAAUCACAUUCCUCAAUACAUGUUUUGACCCUCAAACGUGGUUCAACUCAUGGCAAUUAAACAAUUGUCGUAAUACAGGUCAGAUCCAUUGCCACUGUUAUCAAAUCAUUUGUGUUUUUUGCUCUUACUUUUCUGUGAUUUAAUCUUGGAGCAGACGGUGCAUGUUUUAAGACAUAAAUGGGAGUAUUCCUGCGAGAAAGCUAAAAUGGAGCUAGAUUAUAGGCCCAGAAGCCUGAAAGAAGGACUUGCGGAGGUACUACUCUGGUUGAAGAACUUGGGCU
This is a messenger RNA of Gastrolobium bilobum, 1313 nucleotides long. RefSeq lists its product as uncharacterized. The transcript is spliced from 5 exons. The coding region runs from base 170 to 1060 and encodes 296 amino acids. NCBI's taxonomy places the organism in Eukaryota, Viridiplantae, Streptophyta, Magnoliopsida, Fabales, Fabaceae. The record is from RefSeq and is a predicted model, not a curated record.